Messenger RNA from Trichosurus vulpecula (common brushtail), 1524 nucleotides. It is a transcript of the gene PHF21B, whose product is annotated as PHD finger protein 21B. Lineage: Eukaryota; Metazoa; Chordata; Mammalia; Diprotodontia; Phalangeridae. The coding region runs from base 1 to 1524 and encodes 507 amino acids. The transcript is spliced from 13 exons. The record is from RefSeq and is a predicted model, not a curated record.
AUGGAGCUCCAGAGCCUCCAGGAGGCGUUAAAAGUGGGGAUCCAGGGUCAUCAGAACGGCGACCUUAAGAAACAGCUCCCAGAGAGGCAUUCCCGGCUAGCGGCCCUUAACCAGAGACAAGUAAGGCUGGCUCCCGCCGUUCUUCACUCAUCUGCCGGUCCCGAGGCCUUGGGCACCAUUGCAGCAGUGCCUAUUAAAGUUCCUCAGGUCAGCUCCUUGCACAGGUUGGCGGGGCAAGGACCAGCAGCACUACCUCAGGUCAGGCCAAAGACCCUGAUUCCCGACAGCCUUCCCAUCUCCCCAUGCCGAGAGCGCCCAUCCAAGCAGACACCAGGCUUCCAGAAGGCUGCUGUUGUCAGCAUCAAAAACCCCAGCCCGGCCCUCCCUACCGCCAACAACACCGCCAACCAACCUGUGGCAGAGCCUGCUGCCCUCUCCUCCCCCCUGAGUGGGGCUGGGGUUGCCUACGCCAUCAUCUCCACAUCCCCCAGCAAUGCUGCCUCUCCCAUCAAACCCAGCUCCACCACUGCCACUGCCUCCACUGUCUCCAUGGUCAGCGACAGCAUCAAAGUCCAGCCUCUCCUCAUCAGUGCUGACAACAAAGUCAUCAUCAUUCAGCCUCAAGUCCAGACACAGCCUGACAGCAAGGCAGAGACAUCGAAGCCUCCAGAGGAGUUGUCUCAGGGAGCCCAGGCCUCAAAAAAGAAGAAAGAAGCAGCUCCUGAUGUCCAGGAGAGUCCAGAGAAAAUCGCCUUCAUGGUAGCAUUAGGCCUGGUCACAGCAGAACAUUUAGAAGAAAUCCAGAGCAAGCGUCAGGAAAGGAAAAGGAGAAGUACAGCGAAUCCAGCAUACAGUGGCCUCCUGGAGACCGAGCGGAAACGCCUGGCAUCCAACUGCCUAAACAGUCCUUUGUUCCUGUCAACAAGAGCAAAUGAGGAGCCCUGCUGGAAGAAUGAGAUCUCCCAUGAGGAGGUGUGUGUGAUAUGUAAGAGAGGCACUGACCUGCAGCCCUGUGGCACCUGCCCAGGUGCAUAUCACCUCAGCUGUCUUGACCCCCCGCUUAGAACCGCACCCAAGGGUGUCUGGGUGUGUCCCAAGUGCCAAGAGAAGGUGUUGAACAAAGAUGAAAAUGUGCCCUGGACGGGAAUGCUAACUAUCGUUCACUCCUACGUCACCCACAAAACAGUCAAAGAAGAGGAGAAGAGAAAACUCCUCAAGAGGAGCAGUGAGCUGAAGAGUGAACACAGACAGCUGGAAGAGAAGGAUCGUCUCCUGAACACGGCCGUGAAGAAAUGCCUGGAGCUCAAGACCAGCCUGCUCGCCCAGAGGAAGGGGGCACAGUCAUCCCUGGAGCGACUCCGGGCUCUCCUCCGGCUGAUACAGAACGAACAGAUGCUUCAGGUCACCAUGACCACCACCGCCUCUGCCUCCUCACUCCUGGCUGUGCCUUGGAUCAAGCCAGCCACCACCUCUGCCACCAUGGCCAUGCACACAGCCCUCCAGCAGGCCCAGGGGAACAACUAA